GACUGUAAUGUUUGGCAGGUUCGAGCUCAGUUCACAGCAAGGCCAAGACAAGCAGGCGAAGCAGGACAAGCCGAGGCGAGGAGAUCACUGGCUUCGUGGUUAGAGACACUCAGAUACGUUUUGAACUGAAUGGAACAGAGAGGAACCGAGUGUGUGGGAGACACAAGUGGUUCCUUCACUUAAUAACAGCCGAGGUUGGAGUUUGCCCUUGUGGACUAGAGAGCCUUUAACUGGCAGAGUGUCAGAGACUCUGCUCAAGACGGUCACUGGCUGCUCUCUCCAGAGGCCAGAAACCACAGCUCACGCAUACCCUGUGCCCAGAAUAACUCCAUUGGCUUUGGCCCCGAGUCCCAGGAAAUCCCUAUGGCAAUGAGCAGCCCCACCCCCACUACGGUGCCCCCCCCGGACAGCCUGUUCCCCUCCAGCUCCCUCACUGUGGUGGAUAUUGUGGUGCUGGUCCUGUAUUUUGUAUUUGUUUUGGUCGUGGGACUCUGGUCUAUGUGCCGGACCAAGCGGAGCACGGUGCAGGGCUAUUUCCUGGCCGGCAAAACCAUGUUGUGGUGGCCGGUGGGAGCGUCGCUCUUCGCCAGUAAUGUGGGAAGUGGACACUUUGUGGGGCUGGCGGGGACUGGAGCCGCCUCGGGAAUCGCAGUUGCUGCCUAUGAACUAAACGGAAUGUUCUCGGUGCUGCUCCUUGGAUGGCUUUUCCUCCCGAUUUACAUCACAGCCGGGGUGACCACGAUGCCCGAGUACCUGGAACGUAGAUACCGGAGCCCGAGGAUUCGUCUCUUCAUUGCUGUCGUUUAUUUGUUCAUUUACAUUUUCACCAAAAUCUCAGUUGACAUAUACGCAGGAGCCAUCUUUAUCCAGCAGGCGCUGCACUGGGACCUAUACAUCGCUGUGGCCGGGCUGCUGCUCAUCACUGCUCUCUACACGGUGGGAGGAGGGCUGGCGGCGGUGAUUUACACGGAUGCGCUGCAGACAGUCAUCAUGUUGGUCGGGGCUCUCACUCUGACAGGAUUCUGCUUUGCCCGUGUGGGGGGGCUGGAGGGGCUGAGGCUGAUGUACCCGGAGUCGGUGCCGCGGGUCAGAGACACCAACACCAGCUGUGGCCUCCCCCGAGAUGAUGCUUUUCACAUUUUCCGGCACCCGGUGACGUCCGACUUCCCCUGGCCUGGCGUGGUGCUGGGCAUGGCUGUGCCCUCCCUCUGGUACUGGUGCACAGACCAGGUGAUUGUGCAGCGAUCUCUCUCCGCUAAAUCGAUGCUUCACGCUAAAGGUGGCUCCCUGUUUGCCGCUUACCUGAAGAUCCUGCCACUGUUCAUCAUGGUCAUUCCCGGCAUGGUCAGCCGUGUGCUGUUCCCUGAUGAAGUUGCCUGUGCCAAUCCUGACGAGUGCCAGAGGCUGUGCGGGAAUUCUGUCGGCUGCACCGACAUCGCUUACCCCAAACUGGUGAUGGAGCUCCUGCCAGGCGGGUUGCGAGGGCUGAUGAUGGCGGUGAUGGUUGCCGCUCUCAUGUCCUCGCUCACCUCCAUUUUCAACAGCUCCAGUACCAUCUUCACCAUGGACCUGUGGCUCCGUUUCCGGCCACACUGCACAGAGUGGGAACUCAUGGUUAUCGGCAGGGUAUUUGUGCUGGUGUUGGUGCUGGUGUCUGUGCUGUGGAUCCCGCUGGUGCAGGCCAGCCAGGGAGGCCAGCUCUUCAUCUACAUCCAGUCCAUCAGCUCCUACUUGCAGCCGCCCAUCGCCAUCGUCUUCAUCGCCGGCUGCUUCUGGCCUCGGGCCAACGAGAAGGCUGCGUUCUGGGGGCUUCUGGCUGGCAUUCUGCUUGGCUGUGUGCGGAUGGUUUUGGAUUUUAUUUACGAGGAGCCGGUGUGUGGUCAGCCUGACACCCGCCCGGACAUAGUGCGCUGUGUUCACUACCUGCACUUCUCCAUCAUCCUGUCCCUCUUCACUCUCAUCAUGGUGGUCUCCAUCAGCCUCUGCACCGAAGCUCCUUCACCAGAGAGCGUCCGACAGCUCACCUGGUUCAGCCGCUACGAGGAUCCAGAGCAUCAACCAGCACCAGAGCCUCCUCCACAGGAGAUUCCCAGCAGCAGCUCUGACACAGAUGGUGGGCGGGGGCGAUGCUGGUGGCUGUUGGCCUGUGUGCUAUGGUUCUGUGGGAUGGACAAACAGCAGAAGAGGCAACAAGUGGUGGCGGUGAGAAGGAGCCGGAAGGAGAACAUGGAAUUGCUGUGGGAGGAGCCAGGCCUGAGAAACCUCGCCAACGCCAGCCUCCUGCUGUGUCUUAGCGCUGCCGUCUUCCUCUUCGCUUAUUUUGGUUAAUUUAAUAAAAUAUCCCCUGAGCGACUGUGUCUGGGAUCAUUA
Molecule: messenger RNA, 2370 nt
Organism: Callorhinchus milii (elephant shark)
Lineage: Eukaryota; Metazoa; Chordata; Chondrichthyes; Chimaeriformes; Callorhinchidae
Gene: slc5a11
Product: solute carrier family 5 member 11
Exons: 17
Coding region: 364-2328 (654 amino acids)
Biological process (GO): transmembrane transport
Cellular component (GO): plasma membrane
Molecular function (GO): D-glucose:sodium symporter activity
Source: RefSeq, a predicted model, not a curated record